This is a messenger RNA of Aspergillus mulundensis, 759 nucleotides long. RefSeq lists its product as uncharacterized. Bases 1 to 759 code for a protein of 252 amino acids. Lineage: Eukaryota; Fungi; Ascomycota; Eurotiomycetes; Eurotiales; Aspergillaceae. The record is from RefSeq and is a predicted model, not a curated record. The transcript has 2 exons.
AUGGCAGACUUCCAGUUUUCCGACCAGAAGCUUUCAGAUAAAUUGGUGGAAUCAAUAUCAAAUCUCCUUGAUGCAGCGGGAAUCCCACAUCUUCUCUGGGGCAAUUUUCUGCUAGCCAUCUACGGCGUUCCCACCAUUGUCGAGGGCGUCUCCUUCAUUGUGCCCGACACUCUGAUCGAGAGAGCUGAAUCCAUCAUCGGUAAAUCCGGCUUUCUUCCGUGCCCACGACCAUCAGAAUGCCCGCACGAAGUUCCGCUGGUAUCCCCGCGAGCCGACGCACACCGUCAUAUCGACGAUGACCUUGCGAUAUCGCUAUUCCGGAAAUCUGAAAUCCUGUUGGAUUUUCCCGACCUCGAGAGCGCUUUCGGCAAUUGCAGUCCGGAUGUAAUGCACGCCUCCGACGAAAGGCUUCCGUCAUACACUAUAGGGCGCGGCCAAGGCCGUCUUAGGUUCAAGAGCUCCAUUCGGAUUCCCACAACCAUGAUGUAUACAGAAGCAAUCAUCACGUUGAUUUGUCGAGAUUGGCACACCAGACGUCAGGGUUAUUGGGUGGCAAUGUUAACCUACAUCAUGGAGUACGUCGACGGAACGGAUGCUAUGUUCAACAGCGAAGACCUAAAGGAUGGGUACAAAGAAUUCUAUUGUGCUGCCUCUCGAGUGGAUCGAACGAUGUGGCCUAUUCUGGAGGAACUGCGUCGCGAUUUGAUAGAUAGAGAGGUCAUCACCCUGGCGGAGGAUGCUGGGGACGAAUCCUGGUGA